UCCCAGCUACUAGCUGCAUAGUACUGGCUGGGCCAAGGCUGACGUCACCCUCCCUCCAGCAGCAGCAGCAGGACCACAAGUGAUUGAAUGCACAAAACAGACGGGCAACCUCUCAUCUUAUUGCCAUCCAGCACACAGCAGCUGGGAGCCAGCUAUGAAGGCAGGCUGACCACUCUAGUGAUGGAGCUGGAUUCUCAGGAGCAGGCAUCAUAUGAUCUAUGGUGGUGUGACAAAUAGGAGGAAGUGGAGCCACUGGACCAUCCCUUUUCCAGAACCUUAUUGCCUGGGAAGAGACUGUCAUCACAGCUAGGGGAUCACAGCUAGGGGAUCACAGCCAGGAGAUCAUAGCUAGGGGAUCAGCUGCAGUGAGCCACAUGUAGAGGGUCUCCAGCCUCCUCCUCCUUGAUGUUUCCCUGCUCUGUAAGGCUGAAUGGUUCUGCUGCUGGAUUGGGCUGCUCUCAGGUACUGCAUGCUGCCGCAUUCUUCCUAGGAUGAGAUGUAUUCAGCUAUCUAUUGGUACAGGAUGGGCUUUAGGAAACCAUUGAACAGGCACAGCUGAGAAGACCCCUGAGCUAACAGAGCAAACUGGAUUUCUGCAUGCACACAUUUAAGGAGAUUUCAUCAGGAAAAGGAGAUGCUACUGGCUUGGGAUAUAUAUAUACUUAAGUAUCAUGGCUAAAAUGCUGAGGAUUCUCAAUGCUUCUGAAUAUUAGUGCUGCCUCCUGCCGCCUGGGGGCGCUCCCCUCAUCUGUUCAAUUGUUAUCCUUGAGCCUGGAAGAUAAAGCAACAAGGGCUUAUAUUUGAUAUUGCUUCAUUUUUUUUAUGCUGUGAAAAACAAGGGAUUCAGUGAUUUUGUAGACCUGUAGAGGAUUCCUUUCCAGUGGUUUUACCUUGUGUAGUAUUCUUCAUAUCUAUCUGGUGUACUGCAGCUUUGCUGGGCACAACUUGCAGGCAGGGCCUCUCAGGAAGGUAAGGUGAACAGUCUUGCCUAGUCAAUAUGACUCACUUACAGGCUGGCCUGUCUCCUGAGACACUGGAGAAAGCUCGUUUGGAGCUGAAUGAGAACCCAGAUACCUUGCACCAGGAUAUCCAGGAGGUAAGAGACAUGGUUAUUACUCGACCAGAUAUUGGUUUCCUCAGGACAGAUGAUGCCUUCAUCUUGAGGUUUUUGAGGGCCAGGAAAUUUAACCACUUUGAGGCUUUUCGCUUGUUGGCCCAAUACUUUGAGUACCGACAACAAAACCUGGAUAUGUUCAAGAACUUCAAGGCCACUGAUCCAGGAAUCAAGCAAGGGCUCAAGGAUGGAUUCCCAGGAGUACUCUCGAAUCUUGACCACUUUGGCAGGAAGAUACUGGUAUUAUUCGCUGCUAACUGGGACCAGAGCAGAUACACACUUGUAGACAUUUUGCGUGCCAUAUUGCUAUCUCUGGAAGCUAUGAUAGAAGAUCCAGAACUCCAAGUCAAUGGAUUUGUAUUGAUUAUAGACUGGAGCAACUUUACUUUCAAACAAGCCUCAAAAUUGACCCCAAGUAUGCUGAGAUUAGCGAUAGAAGGACUUCAGGAUAGUUUUCCAGCUCGGUUUGGAGGAAUCCAUUUUGUCAAUCAACCUUGGUACAUUCAUGCCCUGUAUACUGUCAUAAGGCCCUUUUUGAAAGAAAAGACAAGAAAAAGGAUAUUUUUACAUGGUAAUAAUCUCAAUAGCUUGCAUCAGCUGAUCCACCCAGAGAUCCUGCCUUCUGAGUUUGGAGGAAUGUUGCCUCCAUAUGACAUGGGAACUUGGGCAAGAACACUCUUGGACCAUGAGUAUGAUGAUGAAAAUGAAUAUAAUGUAGACUCAUAUAAUAUGCCAACGAAAGUAGAUGUGGAAAAGGAUUUGUCUCCUAAAACCAUGAAGAGAUCUCAGUCAGUAGUGGAUCCUGGGGUGUUAAAGCACAAUGACAAAAAUGAAGAUGACAACACACAGCAACCCUUGCUGUCUCUUGACUAGUUGGAUGUCUGCAGUGCUCACCAUUUAGAAGUGGAGGGACCAUUUCCAAAAAUAACUAAACACUCUACAGGAAUGUACCAACUGGAAAUGUAUCAUAUAUGUUAAUGUUGCAUAAUGUAAAAGAUUUCUCUACAGUCCAAGUGUUAAGGGGGGCCAGCGACUAAUGCUUUUAUUCUGUAAGUGCCAACUUGUGGUUUGUAAAUAGAAUUCAAAGUAUCUCUCUGUAGAUUUCUAAGCACUCAUAUGAACACUUCUGUGAAAAGCAAAAAUGAUACUUCACCAAUCCAUAUUCAAAGUUGUGUAAUGUAAAAAAAGAUAGGAAAGACAAAGUAUAUUAUUAUAGUAGGCUCCAUCCUUUUAUAUAAAGCCAUAUAGCAGCCACCACACUGCGUUUUAUUCCGAAUAUGACAUAAAGACAUUUCACUAUAUGAAUGCUUUACGAAAAUCUUUAAAAAGGUCCAUUCCUUUGCUGCUUGCGGGAGAUGUCCCAGGAAGACACAGCAAGGCAUGUUGGCUUUAUAGGACAAAAGAACCAAGCCUUUCUUUAAUGUGCCAAACUGGUUUGUUAUUGAAAUUUGUGAUGAUAAAUUUUUCUUUUUCUUAAAUAUUUAUCAUUUUCUUUUACAUUAUUAGUAUUCUUUCUUCAAAGCAGAAGAAUGGAGGGUGUAAACCAGUGCCAUUGAGUAGAGACAUUUAGGACAAUUUUUUGGAAUCUCAGAUGAAUUUGUCUGAAAGCUGAACUAUUUCAUUGUUGAUAGUAGUAAUGUCUUCAAUAUUGUACAUUGAGAACUACGGGUUGGUGUAUUCACAGACAGUAAGCAACAAUCACUCUGAAUUUAGCAGAUGUUACACUUUUGUGUUUUGAUCUACUGUGGUUUUGGUCAGUGUCCAAACUGUUUAGUUUUUUUCCCCACAAUUUUGUUGAUGAUGAAUAAAACACAGGAUGGAGGAAUUGUUACCAUAGUUCCUUUUUUUUUUUGUUUAAGUAAUUUGUAUGAGGUGCUUUUAUUUUACCAUUGAUGGCUAUUGUAUCUUGUGAUUCGAUACAUUUUCAAGGUUCCUUUCCACUAAUUCAAGAGAUUAAUGUCACCACUUUUAAAUCUUACUUACGGCAACUCACAAUUUUUUCAGCUAUUUUUCAUUUAUAUAGAUUAUUUACCUUAAUUUUAUGUAUCCUUAAACUGUGAUUGUUUAUAUUCUAUAUGUGUAUGUACUGUAAUAAGAAAUGAGGAUACAUCCAACCGCUUGGAUAUUUGAAUCUAUUUCUUAUUAUUAUUUUAAAAGGCCACUCUGAUCCAUGAUGUCGGAGAACUGCUAUAACUUGCAUAAUGGUAUUUGUUAUUACAUUAUACUUUCAUACGAUUGUCUUGUAUGCAUAUACAUAAGUUAUUUUUAAAAUGGCUUCAAAAUUCCUAUUUUUAACAAUUGCACCUGCAUUAGUGAAUGGCGAUUUAACAAAUUAACUAUUUAGGUAGAAAAUCCAGGACUACAUAUUUAAUCAUACUAAUCCCUUUUUAUUUACCUAUAGAUUGAUGUUGGUCAAACAAUACAUCUGUAUCCUUCUGAUCUCAUACAAAGGCACACAAAUUGUCACAAUCUCCAACGCAAUCCUCACUAUUAAGCUAUUGCCCAUUAGAAGCAUUUCUUGUAGAAGACAAUACAUGCAUAGUCCUGCUCUCAGCUAAGAAUUAGAUGCAAUUGUAUACAGUCUAGGCCAGUGUUUCCCUACAUUGUGCCUUCUGCUGUUGAAAAACUACAACUUCCAGUAUGCACGGACAACCAAAUUCCGGUAGAAAAAACAUGGGUCUAGGCGAUGUUCCAUGAUCUGAUUGGAUUUAACUUUAAAUGGGUACUCCCCAGAAAAACAUCUUAUCCCCUAGGCUAGGGGAUAAGAUGUCUGGGGACCCCCGCAAUCUGCGGCGCAGCACCCUAGUCAUCUGUACAUGGAGCGAACUCCGCUUCGUGCUGGAUGACUGGCGACUACAGCCACCACGCACCCUCCAUUCAUGUCUAUGGGAGGAGGCCUGACGGCAACAUACAAGCAGUUACUCCCCCUCCUAUAGACUUGAAUGGAGGGGGCGUGACAAGCUUCCAUGUUCUGGACACUGCCACUGCCGGACUGGAGAACAGACACCUUUGCAUAGGGCAUAAGAUGUUUUUUGGUGGAGUACCCCUUUAAUAUAUUGCAUCAAACUACCCAUAGAUCUUUGUAGUUUCUGCCGAUGUAGUAAGCUGGCAGAGCUUUGUUUUGUUUAUAGAAGGCCUCCAGAUCAUCAUCUACAUACACAGGAUUCAGUUAGUAUUACACAUGUUUGCUGAGUCUCAUUUCUUAUUAGUUCAUACUGCAGGCAGGCUUUUUUAGUUCAGUUUGCCUGCCUGUUGUCUUCAUUACUCUUCUUGUUCGGGUACCCAUUUUAGUACAUGUGCAUCCUAUUUAUUUACAAACAAAACUAUUGAGUAAUGACCAAAUAAUACAUUAUAAUUUACCAGUAGACUUCUCAUAGACAUCUCUUUGUGCAACCAAUGAGAUGUUUUGUUUAAAACCUGUAAAUCCCACUGUGUGUCUCUCACACACUCAUUGGCAGGUCAUGUUAUAAGGCUAUUAGGCAGGGGUCAAGUCUUGGGGAAAAAAAAAGUGUGGGAACUCACCCAAGAUUUCCAAUUAGGGCUGGUCCUGCUAAUGGGAAUGGUGUUCCUGUUGUGGAUAAAGUGCAGAAACUCAGUUCUUACACAUUCCUGCAGGACUUGAGCCCUGCUACUAGGACAUCUUAAAAUGGAGCAUGCACAAAUGAACAGUAGUGUUCUCUACAUGCCGCGUUAAACAUUAAAGGGUUACUCCUACUCUAGACAUUUUAGGGGAUAAGAUGUCUCAUCGCGUCAAAGGGGGAAGGAUGGGGUAUCCAGCUGGGAGGAAUAUCUGUUUACUUGAUUUAUAUUAUGUCUGUUUACUUUGAGGAAGGAUUCAGAGACUGUAGAUACAGCUACAGAUACAGCUUUAAGAGGUUGUUCCAUUUUAAUGGUUAUUAUAUUAUGGGGCUUUCAUAUUAAGAGGCUAUUUACAAUUUGGUUUGGCUCUGAGCUGCAGGUUUAUGACAGGAUACUGUCGGAAAGGUAUAAGUCAUAGGUAUAAUAAAUAAAAAUAAUAUAAGAUAAAUAUUUGGGAUAUAAUUCAGAUAAACUUUUUAAUGGCCAACUGUAAAUCUGUCAUUUUUAAUUUGUAAAUAUUAUGUUAUUGUAUUGUUCUUUGUGUAAACUAUGCAUACACACAGUUCAUCAUUGUUUAUCGACAUAGUAUUUCUGUACUACUCAAUCAGCUUUAAGGUUGCAUUCACAUCAUGAUUUUGGGAGACGGCAGCCAGAUCCGGUGGGAAUUUGAAAACCAGCUGCGGUCAUAUCCCUGCCACACCCAUGCCACACCCUAUUUAUUACAGCUAGUUAUGACCCACUAUGGUGAUCAGACAGGCUCAUUUCAACUGCAGUCUCCUGAAAGUAUUAAUAGUUGGUCUCCACUGCACAUGCAAGCAAGAGGGAUUGUGGGAUGUAAGUUACUUUAUUUAGGACCAGCACAAUUGUGCUCCUAUACAUAUAUGAAUGUGCCAUGAAUAUGAAUCUGAUGAUUUUACCAAUGUUUUUUUGUAAAACAAUCCCUUUAAUGUGCAAAUGUCUUCAAGGCAACAGUGCCUAUAUGUUUUAAGGAUUUGGAGUGUAAAUACCCGCCAAUUAGAUAUUGGAGUAACAGUUUUUAUGCUUCUCCCAGACACAAUUUUGUUUCAUAUUUUUGUGGCCUGAAAAGUACACCACUAAAAACUGCUCCUUUUUUCUCCUCCAGGAAGAAUUAUAUGUGGUGUUUCAUCCUCAAAACGACAUGUAUUAGUAUAGGCAUUUAUCCCCCUGUGCCAUGUGAUUCUUUUAUCAUAUGACUGCUAUAGAGUUCAGUAGCAGGAAAAUGCCACAAAAUCAGUAAAAAAAACAAGAGCAACUGGACCAGAAAAUGCCACUAAAGAUACCAACAUAAAAAAAAAUGCCAAGUAGAGAUGGCAUUUUAUAUUUCCUUAUUGAUUCUUAACUAACAUCUGGACACAGCAUUUUCUGCAAAAAAAAUAGUAAUGUGGCUAAUAUGCCUGUUUUUUUGAGGGGGACUUUCAGAUAAAACCACCAUUUGUGUUUCUAGCUGUAACCCUUAUUUACAUGGCUGUAUUAGUGGUCCAUGUUACAAGAUCCAGAUCUAUCUGUGGCUCGAAAGUGUAAGGCGUUCAUAUAGAUGCAGUGCUGCAUUCCACAUACCACGGCUGGGGGAGGGGAAAACCGGGCUCUCCCGUACCCCAGCCAGACUA
Messenger RNA from Hyla sarda, 6321 nucleotides. It is a transcript of the gene CLVS2, whose product is annotated as clavesin 2. Gene Ontology annotation, molecular function: phosphatidylinositol bisphosphate binding. The record is from RefSeq and is a predicted model, not a curated record. NCBI's taxonomy places the organism in Eukaryota, Metazoa, Chordata, Amphibia, Anura, Hylidae. Gene Ontology annotation, cellular component: membrane. The transcript has 5 exons. Bases 998 to 1987 code for a protein of 329 amino acids.